Molecule: messenger RNA, 285 nt
Organism: Protopolystoma xenopodis
Lineage: Eukaryota; Metazoa; Platyhelminthes; Monogenea; Polystomatidea; Polystomatidae
Source: the annotation of a GenBank genome assembly
AUGAUGUCCGCCAUACGACGGACGAAGGUGAGCAAGUUGUUAUCGAGAUCGGCAGAGAUUGCCUCGGAAACUGCGCCAACAAGUAUGUUCCAAAAAAACAAUCGACAGCUGGUCAAGAGAAUUCCGCCGUCGUCUUCUGGUACCAUCAACCUUCGAGUCUAUCCACCAAACGCUUUAUCUCUAAAUGGAAGUAAGCUUAACAGAGCAAAGCAAAGCAGUCAACUUGGCAAUAGAAUUGGGUUGACCUCGUUGUCGCAAUUUGGUCUUGUUGUCAGGGCGACUUAA